Scylla paramamosain (green mud crab) is the source of this 4021-nucleotide messenger RNA. RefSeq lists its product as uncharacterized. NCBI's taxonomy places the organism in Eukaryota, Metazoa, Arthropoda, Malacostraca, Decapoda, Portunidae. The coding region runs from base 1566 to 2600 and encodes 344 amino acids. The record is from RefSeq and is a predicted model, not a curated record. The transcript has 5 exons.
UUUAGCAAAAAUGGCUAAAAAGGCUGAUACACCCAGUUAGAGUGUAUAAGAUUGAUGUCAUUGCAGUGUGACUGGUUCAUGCUGCAAUUCCUGGAGCUGGAGAAGAAGCUGUAUGGACAGAAGUCAGCUGUCAGUGUGUUGGAGUGGUACAAGAGUGACCUUUGCCGUGCUCCAGCACAUCACCUCGCCUACCACUUCUACAAGAACCUAGUGCCGGGAUCAGUCACGGAGCAACUAAUGGAGCUGGAGGUGUGUAAGGGGAGAAAUAACCAAGAUAGGUUAUAGUGAAGUGUCCAGCCAUUUUUCCAGAUCCCAGAAUCAUCUGAGCCAAGCAGGGGGUGUUCCACAAAGGGGUGAUAGGACAGAAACACAAGGGAGCAGUGUGGAAGUUUAAUCACAAUACUUUCUUCACACACUACACACAAGAUACCAAAGACAAGAGUAAUACGUAAUACACAUUUACACAAGGACACUGCCGCUGAAGUUUCUCAACACCCUUCCCCUUUCCGUCAUUGUGACAAGAGAAAACACUAACAUACACACACAUACAACCUGUCACUAGGGACAAAUGAGGAUGAGGGCACUUCAUUGCAGUGGAAACCGAGAUGACAGCCAAGAGAGAACAGGUGUGCCUAGUCUUGGCACCGAGUCUGUUCUGCUGGAGUUGGAAUUACAGGGUCUGCAAAUAACCUUGGAAAGAGGCUACAAGAAGCCUACACACACACACACACACACACACACACACACACACACACACACACACACACACACACACACACACACACACACACACACACACACACACACACACACACACACACUGAAGCCUUGAGACAAGUUUAGCUGUUCAAAGCAUCCACACAUUCUAAAACAGCCGAUGACUUGAUGCUUUGGGACAGGCGCUGGUGAGCUGACCUUCUACACUCCCAGGUGGUGGAAGAGGGAAGAGUACCAGGUUCCCCUGCUCCUCCUCAGCUUGCUUAGGUGGGAGUGGUGUUUCAUCCCUUACAAGGUGCUUCUGUUUUCUCACUUCUCUUAAUUCUUUUUACUUCACAUUUCGUUUUGUUUUGUUGUGAUGAGUGAAUGAACAAGAGAGCAACUAAUGGAGCUGGAGGUGCUUCUGCCUUCUCACUUCUCUUAGUUCUUUUUAUUUCACAUUUUGUUAUAAGCUGCCUAUGUUGUGACAAGUGAGUGAACAAAAGAGUAACUAAUGGAGCUAGAGGUGCUUCCAUCUUCUCACUCCUCUUGGUUCUUUGGUGAUUAAUUUCUCUUUCUACUUUAUAUUGUGUGUUGUGAUAAUUGAAGAGCUAAUACAGUCAAGAGAGCUAAUACAGUCAGUGCCAAAUGGUUGUGUGUGUCUUAAACAUAGUGUUAUACUUAGUUGCUGUGCAGUGCCUAGAAAAUACACAGGUCAUGAUGAAAGUUCAAGCUAUAAAGUUUUAUAAGAAUGGUGAAACAAGUAGAAAAAUAAGCUGUGCAACUGAUGCCAAUGUAAAGACUGUGAUGUGAAAUGGUGUGAUGAGUGGUGUGAGGAUGUGCCUCACUUACCCGCUAAAUGAUCUGUUAUGCUCCACUUUUAUGAUUGCCCAAGUGCACAUUCACCCUCUCUGCAAACAAGUGUAGUGGCAUUUAUUUGGGUGAAUGAUCAUAGCACCAUGAUGUUCCAACAGCCAGUGUUUCCAGCACUUGUGUUCACCAACUGUGUUGUGUUUGGAAGUGCCAAAGAUUUACCAGUGAUAUACAACAUCAGUGACUUUAUAUUACCAACCAUGGUUUCCAAAUGUCCUGCUGGCUCCACUGACUGCCUUACCAAGGCCAAGAGAGCAAGGACAAGCAUCAAUCUUGAGAUGAAAUUGGUGAUUCUGAGGCAGCAUACUGGAGGAGAAGGGAUGAAUGCCUUCGUAUGCUUGCUUGAUUUGGCCCAGUCAUCUGUCUCCAUCGUCCUCAAGAAUACUGCAUCAGAAAAGCAGGUGAAGCUUGCACUAUGCUCAUGGCAAAGACGACCACCACACUUACUCACUACAUUGAGAUGCAUCAGCAGAGCAUGUCCUGAUGACCCCAUGGUGCUGGAGCAAGUGAACCUCUACCUUCACAGUUUGGAGCAUAGAGGGCCGGCACUAGAGAGGGCUGUGAUGUGGAUGAGGAGUGCUGAGAGUGACAGUGGCCAAGAAAGCAGUGAUGAGUGUCCAGGUCCCACAAAUGCCUCCUGCACAUUGAGGACAACAGGGAAGAUGGAGGUGCUGAUGAGAUGCCUGUCGCUGCUUGUGGCAAUGCUGGACUACCCUGCUCACACCUGGGAUCUGCAGCGGUGGCAGAAGCUGACACAGGUGUUGACCAAGUUUUACCAGGCCUGGGUCCAUGUGGAAGUCAUCAGCAACCCUGACUACACCAUUUCAAGAGGCCAGGUUAUGUGUACAAGUCACCUUCAGUUGUGUCACAAGAGUAGUGAAGUGCUUCUCAGUUUUUGCUGUUACCAGGUCUCUGAAUCUGAAUGGGUUCUUACUUUGGAAUUCUUUCCUCUUCUCUUUGGGAGAGAACUAAUGGGCUUUUUCUCUUUUCUGAAUUUGUUCUUGGCAUUGGUGUGUCUUCUUUGUGAUUAAAAAAAUGGUAUAGAAAUAGUGCGUUGUUGGUGCCAUCCCUUAAUGUGGGAAGGCAUUAAUCAGGUAACCUCAGUACCACAGUGGUUUGCUGGCUUACCCCCUCAUCCCUAUACUGUCUGAACACUACACUGCCAUUCCCACAAAGCAGGCACUAUUAUUCCUAUUGUUAUUGUCUAUGACUUUAUCCUUUACUUACAACAUUUUCUGUUUUACUAACUAUUUAAUUGGUGGUAUUAUUAUUAUUUUUUUAUUUAUUCAUUUACCUAUUUAUUUAUUUAUUUACUUCUUUAUUUCUUUCUUUAUUUCUUUCUUUCUUUAUUUAUUUAUUUAUUACUUUAUUUUUUUCUGGUGUGUGUGUCAGUGAGGAGAGGGGUUACCUAGUUAUAUUGUACAGGGUCCAAGCUAAAGCUCAUUUGACAUCUCCAUACCUGCAUUUAUCUAAUUUCUCUUUAAAUUUGGUGACAACAAUUGUAACCACCUCCUCACUAAAGCUAUUCCAGAGAUCAGUGCUUCAAUAUGGGAAAUGUAUUUCUUAGUGUCAUUGAGACAUUUACUCUUCUUAAUCUUUUUUAUUUUUUUUUAUUUUAUGUCCUCUUGUACAUCUUGUCCUCUCAUCCAUAUGCAUCUCCAAAACUUGUCUGUCUACCUUUUCCAUACAGUUUAUUUAAUUUGUACAUUGUUAUCAAGUCUCUCAUUUCUUCCAGUUGCUCUUCCUAAGUCUUUUCCUUCAAUUCUGGCACCAUGUCGUUGCUGUCAUUUGUAUUCUUUCCAAUUUCCUCAUAUUCUUCCUAUGUGGAGACCAUGAAGCAUAGUCCAACUUGGGUGUAUCAGAUGUAUCAUGUUUAUAAUUAUUGUUUAUUUAUUUAUUUAUUUUUUCAUCAUAUCCAUGUCCAUGUAGGUGAAAGCCACUCUUAAUGUUACUUAACAUCCUAUAUGUGGAACCAAAUAUCCAACUUAUAUGUUCUUAUGGUGACUGUGUCCCCAAAUCCUUUUCUUUAUUACUUUUCAUCAUCAUAUUUUCACCCAUUUUAUAGUACCAUAUAGGUCUCCUUGUACUUUUUCCUAUUUCCAACACAUAUCAUUUCUUUGGAUUAAAUUCAGGUUUCCACUUUAGGUUUCAAGCAUGAAUUUUAUCCAAAUCUCUCUGUAGUUCCUUACAAUCCUCCUGGCCCUUUAUAGCUCAUAACAUCUUUGCAUACAGCAGACAUAUUAAUGUCUGCAUACAGCAGACAUAUUAAUGUCUGCAUGCAGCAGACAUAUUAAUGUCUGCAUAUAGCAGACAUAUAGCUAUUUAAUUCUUUCUGUAUAUCAUUCAUGUAAAUGUGAAACAUAAUUGGUGCUAAUAAAGAUAUUCUUAUGGUAAUUCACUUGUUAUCCCACCCCAGCUUGAAAUUACAUUGAUUAUUGUCCUCAUUUGUCUA